CAGACAGCAGAGGAGCCUUCUGCCUGGGAAGAGCCCAGGGAGAGUGACAGGGAGGGGAAGCCAUAGCAGCAACAGCUUGGAGGAGGGAAGUAACUCUCCCUUGCCAGCACAACCUGGGCGAAAGGAACGCAGUGCUAAAGGAGACCUGCGGGCUCAGGGAGCCGCGGGGUUACUGCAAAGAGGGGCGGGGAGAAGGCGGAGGCGCUGCAUGCAGUGCGCUGGCUCCAGAGGUGCCCGCGGGGAAUGUGACAUCAGCGGGGCCCGGAGCUUGCGGCUGGAGCAGGCAGCUAGCCUCGGCUGCGCGGUGCACACCUCGCCCGGGGGAGGACACAGAGCCAGGCAGGCGGCCGGGAUGUCGGCGAAGGAGAGGCCAAAGGGCAAAGUGAUCAAGGACAGCGUCACCCUCCUGCCCUGUUUUUAUUUCGUCGAGUUGCCAAUAUUGGCAUCAUCUGUGGUUAGCCUGUAUUUCCUGGAACUCACAGAUGUCUUCAAACCUGUGCACUCUGGAUUCAGCUGCUAUGACCGGAGUCUUAGCAUGCCGUACAUUGAGCCAACCCAGGAGGCCAUCCCAUUCCUCAUGUUGCUUAGCUUGGCUUUUGCUGGACCUGCAAUUACGAUCAUGGUGGGAGAAGGGAUUCUAUACUGCUGCCUUUCCAAAAGAAGAAAUGGAGCUGGACUGGAACCCAACAUCAAUGCUGGGGGCUGCAACUUCAACUCCUUUCUCAGAAGAGCCGUCAGAUUCGUUGGUGUCCAUGUGUUUGGACUGUGCUCCACAGCUCUCAUUACAGAUAUCAUACAACUGUCCACAGGAUAUCAGGCACCAUACUUUCUGACUGUGUGCAAGCCAAACUACACCUCUCUGAAUGUAUCCUGCAAAGAAAAUUCCUACAUCGUGGAAGAUAUUUGUUCAGGAUCUGACCUUACAGUUAUCAACAGUGGCAGAAAGUCAUUCCCGUCCCAACACGCGACCCUUGCUGCCUUUGCUGCUGUAUAUGUGUCGAUGUACUUCAAUUCCACGUUAACUGAUUCCUCUAAGCUACUGAAACCACUCUUGGUCUUCACAUUUAUCAUCUGCGGAAUCAUCUGCGGGCUAACACGGAUAACUCAGUAUAAGAACCACCCAGUUGACGUCUAUUGUGGCUUUUUAAUAGGAGGAGGAAUCGCCCUGUAUUUGGGCCUAUAUGCUGUGGGGAAUUUUCUGCCUAGUGAAGACAGUAUGCUCCAGCAGAGAGAUGCCCUCAGGUCACUGACAGACCUCAAUCAAGACCCCAGCAGGGUUUUAUCAGCUAAAAAUGGUAGCAGCAGUGAUGGAAUUGCUCACACAGAGGGUAUCCUCAACCGAAAUCACAGGGAUGCAAGCUCCUUAACAAAUCUCAAGAGGGCCAACGCUGACGUAGAAAUCAUCACUCCUCGGAGCCCCAUGGGGAAGGAGAGCAUGGUGACCUUCAGCAACACUCUGCCCAGAGCCAACACACCCUCUGUGGAAGACCCUGUGAGAAGAAACGCGAGCAUCCACGCCUCCAUGGACUCUGCCCGGUCCAAGCAGCUCCUCACCCAGUGGAAGAGCAAGAACGAGAGUCGCAAGAUGUCCCUGCAGGUCAUGGACACUGAGCCCGAAGGUCAGUCUCCACCCAGGUCGAUAGAAAUGAGGUCCAGCUCAGAACCUUCGAGGGUGGGAGUGAAUGGAGACCACCAUGUGCCAGGCAAUCAGUACCUCAAGAUCCAGCCUGGCACUGUCCCCAGCUGCAACAACAGCAUGCCGGGAGGGCCACGUGUGUCCAUUCAGUCCCGACCUGGCUCCUCCCAACUGGUGCACAUCCCCGAGGAGACCCAGGAAAACAUAAGCACCUCGCCCAAGAGCAGCUCUGCAAGGGCCAAGUGGCUGAAAGCUGCAGAGAAGACGGUGGCCUGUAACCGGAGCAACAGCCAGCCACGCAUCAUGCAGGUCAUCGCCAUGUCCAAACAACAGGGUGUGCUGCAGAGCAGCCCCAAGAAUGCCGAGGGUAGCACCGUCACCUGCACAGGCUCCAUCCGCUACAAAACCCUGACGGACCACGAGCCGGGUGGCAUCGUGCGGGUGGAGGCCCACCCCGAGAACAACAGGCCCGUCAUCCAGAUCCCAUCCACUGAGGGCGAAGGCAGUGGCUCCUGGAAGUGGAAAGCUCCAGAGAAGGGUAGCCUGCGCCAAACCUAUGAGCUUAACGAUCUCAACAGGGACUCGGAAAGCUGCGAGUCCCUCAAAGACAGCUUUGGUUCCGGAGAUCGCAAGAGAAGCAACAUCGAUAGCAACGAGCACCACCACCACGGCAUCACCACCAUUCGAGUGACCCCAGUGGAGGGCAGCGAGAUAGGCUCAGAGACGUUGUCUGUGUCCUCCUCACGCGACUCCACCCUGCGCAGGAAGGGCAACAUUAUCUUGAUCCCCGAAAGAAGCAACAGCCCUGAAAACACGAGAAACAUCUUCUACAAAGGAACCUCCCCGACGCGGGCUUACAAGGAUUGAGCCCUUCCGCCAUCAUACGGUGACCACCACCACCCUCAAGACCACACGUUAAUUCUACCUGUGCUUUUUUUUUUUUUUUUUUUUUUUUUGGUUUUUGGUUUGGUUUUGUUGUUUCAGGAGGAUUUGGAAAGCCUUCUUGCCCAACCUGACUGUUCACCAUCAGCCCGGAACUCUCACUGAACUACCACAGAAAUUGUGGCAAUUUUUCACCAAGGGAAAAGCACAAAGCAAGACCCGGAUUAGUUUCAUCACCCGAAAGUUCUUAAAACCUGUCACUGAGGCUUCACAGAGGGCAGUAUUAAGGCAAAGCGGUUUGGUUUCGAACCAAAUUCUUUCGAUGUAUAGUAUUUAACUUUCUGAAUGUGCCAACAUUGAGAUUUUUUUCAUUAAAUUAGCUGUGGGAGCCCAAAACAUCAGGCUUUCCCUACAGAAGAGGCCAUGCAGUAUUAUAUAUUAUUCAUUGUUGCUGAAUCUGCACCAGAAGCGCAGUCUGGGAGGUGCUGAUUAUUGCAGUGCAUAUACCUUGUAGACUCUCAAACUCUACUUAGCUGUGAAAUAGUGGUGUGCAACCCCUCGUCAGAGAAAUGCUCCUCUUAUUCAGAAGAUGUGGUAGAAUAGGCCAUCCUCGGCUUCCCUGUAGUGGCUCUGUCAUAUUGAAAAAUGUUUUGAAAAAGGUUCUGAGCAUUUCUUUGAAAAAAUGCAUUUUUUAAAAACAUCUGAAACUCUGUAGGAAUGUUUUCAGUGAAAGGAAAUAACUAGUUAUCUGCACCAUUUUUCUGCUUUUUCUUUAAGUAUUGGUAAUACUUAUUUCUGGUAUUUUUAGUGAGUACAUUUGCAUACUUAAAACAUUGUUUUAGAGAAUAUUUUGAAAUUACUGUGAUUAUAUUUUCCAUUUUAUGGCUAUUCCUUAGUUUAUUAAGUGUUUUGAGGUUAUACAUAUAUUCUUCUAUUUAAAAAAAUAAAAAUGGCUAUUUACAUUCCUUGUGCAAACUACACUGCUGCGAAAUUAUAAACAAGAAAUCUGAGCCAAAAGUCGAGAUUGUGGGUUCCAUUGCCAGACAUAUAGGUCAGGUUCAAGAUGUCGCCAACCUGACGGCAUAGGUUAUGAUGUCAGUGAGUAAUCAGAAAAUUUCAUUUUAUUCCAGGGAAUUUCAUUUUUACGUUAUCUUCAUAGUAAAUUGAAACCGCAGUGGGGUGAGCUUGACUCUCUUCCCUGACGUAUUUAGAAUGAGACACUAAGAGUAAAAAUCUAGGCAAAUGCAAUUGAUAAAUAAAAGUGUGUCACAGUGUAAAUUCAAAAUGCGUAGGCACAGCUUUUGAUCUUAGACUGCAAUCAGAAGUUUUGGCUGCCUGUCUUGAAUUAAAAGCCUUGAGCCUAAAUUAAAGAAAACCAUAUGAUUGUUAGCAAGAAGAAUAUCAACAAAAUAUUGUGAAGUAUUUUUCCAAGUUAGAUAUUUAAAGUGUGGAGAGAUAUUUGGUUCUUUGAAUCUGGUAUUAAACAUUUCUAUGCCAUAUCUUAGGGAUUACAAUGUACACUUGAUGAUUGCCAAGAGGGGGAUAAAAUAGAAACAGCAGAGCUGGUCGAUCUGAACUCAGUGCAGUUUUCAAUGAGAACAACAGCUGUCCAGCAAGGACUCAUUCAUCCCAUCAUCAGUUUCCACAUGCAAAGGGCAGAGCUUUAUAAAGAACUCAACCUCCUAAGGCAUUAGGAAUUUAGAUGAAACCAGCAGAAUUGAAAACCCUGGCAAUAAAAUACAGACUCAACAAUAACCCUUCUGGCAGUUCCCUUCUCAGACAAGGAAGAGGGAGUAAAAUGUUGCCUUCCCCACUUCUUACAUCACCACCAUCACCGUGUCCCCCCGGCUGGCCUGGCCAGUUCCCAGAGGGAAGGGUGGAAUGGUUUUAGUACUCUGAAGAAAAACCAAGCUGCAGUAUUUGAGGUGCAGUAUGAUAUUUCCUAAUCUUUCCUAUUUCUUAACAAAAAGAUUUUAAAGUACUUCUCUAGUCAUUGGAUUUUUGUUCUUUACAUACUAUUGAUAUAUUCUUUUUCUACUCAAAGUGCCAAAGGCUACAGUUUUUAAUGACUUAACAAAUUGUACCACAUUGUUAAGUAAAUAUGAUAGACACUAGAAUUCAGACCUCUGCAUGUAUAUUUGAUAACGCAUCUUUUGUAAAAAAUAAAUAAUUACAAAAAGUUUGUUUACAUUCCACAGGUACCUUAAUUUAAAACAAAUCAGACUAGCAGGUGUUAUCUCUCCUUAGUGUUCUAUUUAUCUUAUUUGCUAAUGAGAGCACUUCUUCUUUUGUUAGGCUGUGCUUUAUUGAUAAAAUCAAGUAUUGAAUAAAGAGAGUUAAUUAUCUUUUUAAAGUAUAUAAAAUUAUGAAUAUAUAAUAUAUAUGAAGUAUUGUGUUUAAUAAAAUGUUAUGCAAUGUUUUCCAAACUGAUAAAGUUUGUAAAGUGCUAUAAAUGUAUUUUGUUAAGUACAGAUCAAAGCUAUCGUGUGAGUAUAUUGUGCUAACAUCAUAGAAAUAAAGAUUAGAUUUCUUCAUCAAAA
Molecule: messenger RNA, 5058 nt
Organism: Mesocricetus auratus (golden hamster)
Lineage: Eukaryota; Metazoa; Chordata; Mammalia; Rodentia; Cricetidae
Gene: Plppr4
Product: phospholipid phosphatase related 4
Exons: 7
Coding region: 209-2503 (764 amino acids)
Biological process (GO): phospholipid dephosphorylation; axonogenesis; signal transduction
Molecular function (GO): phosphatidate phosphatase activity
Source: RefSeq, a predicted model, not a curated record